UACAAUGAAUCAUUCAAGUAGGUACAUAUCAUGGCAAUGUGAAAUGGCUCCUGUUUUUGGCAUAAAAAUAUUAUUUCGUGCUCUGAAAAGUUUAGAAAUUUUUCAUGAGUUUUGUUUUUGACAUUUUGACUGACGUUUUGAACACCUACAACAUGUGUGGAUUGAUGAAGUUUCGGUAGGUUUUGAUGAGGUGAUCAAUGAUCAUUGAUCUGAUUCUGAUUAGUUAUCAAUAUAAUCAACAAAUGAAUAGGUACGAAUUCAUGGACGUUACUUAGUUGUAGGGAUCACUUCGCUAAGUGGUGAAUUUUGAUUCAAUUUUUCUCGUAAAAGUUGUAAUGGUAAACGAAUAAAAAUUUCAUAUUUUUAAAAUGAUGACUCGAUACUUCAGAGUCGAGUCCAAUCUCUCAAUUCAAUAAUAAAAUUUUUCGAUUCAAUCACGCCUGGAAAAAUGGAGCACUCAAACUCAACUCUCAAAAGAUACAUCGAAUAAAAAUAAAGUUCAUACAUAUUAUGUAGUAAAUUAAUAAGGGAAGUAAAAUGGUAAUUUAUAAUUUCAUCAACUGACAACAGUGUUUCAAUUGCAAUACGCACGUGGUUGACUGGUUGUGUUGUGGUCAUGGUUGUGGUUUUAUCAAUGUUAGUGGAUUUCUCCUAAAUGUUAUUCUGAUUUCUCAAUUUCUUAUAUUUUUUUCUGCUAUUUCGUUGUAAAAAUCGCGAAUAAGUUUUAGAAUUGCUUCAAAUCCUGUCGGAAUUUGCCAGUUAAACUUCAGUAAGAACGCAGAAGUGAUCAGUAUCAUCCAGUGAUAUGAUGGGGUCGAAUGUUUCCAGGAGAGAGGAUAGUGACACUGGAGAAGAUUUUAGCGAAAAUGGAUCGAACGAUUCUCUCACAGAAACUGAAGAUAGUGAAGAUGAUGAUGACUCGGAUACUUCUUCUUAUCAAUCAGAUUCAUCAAUAUUAUCCAAUUUUUCGUUUACUGGUACAAAUAAUAAUUGGGCUUCCGUAUUCGAAGCAAAACCUCUUGGAGCUGUGCCGGCGUUGAAAGAGAUGGCAGCUGUUCGUAUUGCAGUGGCAUUAUGGAAUCAUGCUAAGAUAUCUGACGCCAUGUCGAAAUCAUUCAAAAUUAAUGAAUAUACUUUUACAUUUACUUCCGUCAAAGCGUCAGAAGUAUGGGAUUCGUUGGUGAAGAAAGUUUACCAAACAUCCUUAGAAUUACGGGUCCCGAAUUCGAUAGUCGAGUAUAUUAAUGAGUAUGUCUUCAAAUUACAUCGUGAAAUUCAAAAUUGGGUUUCAUAUCAUCGUCGAAAAGUAUUUCUUACGAAUCACGUGAAGUACGCUUUUGUUGCUAGUCUCGUCGAGGAUCUAAUUUGGCAUUCGAAUGGCACCAUCGAUUACAAGGGAACAGCCAAACACUUGAUCGCGUCUCACAAAUUAAGCAACGUUAUGAAAUAUCGACUAUUGUGUUCGUAUUGUCUGAAAGACGAUAUUGAAACGAUGUCACCGCGUUCGUUGGUGAAUGAUACAUCGAAUCGAUUGGAUCGCGAGCUACAUCCUAUUAUUCAUUAUUGGAAUUGUUAUUAUAGAAACGAAUUGCACAAAAUACCAAAGAGAAAUGGCUCUAUCGAUACUUUCAUGUUUGAAAAUUCUCGUGUAGAUAACUGGCCUGCCAAAGAGUACUUUUUCAAUCGUCUGUCUGCCGAACAACAAGUUCAAAGUGCUUCAAGAUUGAUCGAUACAUAUGGCGUAAAGUAUCAGUGCUUUUUACUAACGAAGUUGAACGAAAUUCAACGUUUGAGCUUGUAUUCACAUUCAGAUCAAGCGAUCGAAAUUUUGGCGAAUUUUGCGAAAACCGGAUCAAAUAACGAAGAUGCGCGUUCAACAUGGUUGGAGAUCAGAAAUAUAAUCAAGAGGGAACAAUUUGUGAGAUUAUUCGAGAAAUUGUUGGACCAACUAAACGGUCGUAUUAUUUUGCAAGAUAUUUGGAACAACUGCUGCGACGAUUUCAAGCAUUAUAUUUUCAAUUACAAUGACAGCCAGAUAAUCUAUGCAAUGUUGAAACACUACUUCCGUACUCAUAUUCGCGAUAUUUUGUUAACCGUGUUAUCAGAUUCGAGCAAGGAAGUGAAAAGUGAAAUUACGAAGAAAGACGCUUUUAAAAAGUGUUGCGAGGAGUUGAUUGAAAAAAAUAACUUUCAAGAACUAAACCAAUUGUUAAGCUCGUGUUUUCCGGCACGCGAAGACUUGGCAGAGUUUAAAUUGAGCAUGGUGAAAGAAUCGCAGUCCGUUAGGAAUUGGUGUUUGUGUUAUUAUUACGGAAUUACCGGACCAAGUUUACAAUAUUUGAAUGAUUAUUUAACUUCGCUUUUGUCGCCUGCACAUACAGAUUUCAUCAUCGAAUACAAAAGAAAUUUGCUCAUGUCACCAGAUGGUAUUGUAACGUGUGCAUUAAGUGUGGCUUCGAAAAGAGACCAGUUGAAUGAAAUUCUCGCCGAUAUUUCAGCAUCCGAUGACUUUGCGAUGAAGUUUAAGAAGAAGGUACUAUUUUCGGGAACGGCUGUUUCUCGUUUCUGCUAUAAGAUAUCGAAAAAUCGUUUAAUGAACGUUAAAGAAUGCGUCGAUCGACACCUCUCGUCGGACGAAGACAAGAAAAUCUUGAAGACGGCGUUGAUCGAUGAUCGUGUCGCACUGAUGCGUCAGAUUAUCCAGAAGUGUCCUUAUCCGCAAUGGCAAUCGUUGUUGCUAUGGUAUUUCGAAAACGAAAAAAUAAUAAAACAGGUUAAAUGCGUGUUACCUUUGAAUGACGUAUUCGAUGAAAUAUUACGCGAAUGCGUUUUUAAUUCGUACGAAAAAUACCAGUCGGCGUCGCGACGAAGCGUUAAAAUUAUAUUCAUCAAAUUGAAUAAGUUUCUGGCUUGGUAUUUUAAAUCGUCUGAUGCAGCUAAGAAUUACAAAUUGCAAAGAGUGGAUUUGUUCAAAAAAAUACCGAUGAUCUCUGAAUUGAUGGAGAAAACGAAUAGUACGCCGUUUUUAAAAUCGUUGAUGAGCUGGUUUUUUGAUAACGAUAUCCAAGAAAUUGAAAAAUUCGAAAGAAAGCAUAAAGGUGCGAAAAUUGUUAAAAUUGUUCGAUUGGUGCGCAAAAAAUGUUGCAAGUAAUUCGUACCUACGUUAUUUUAUGUACGAUCAUUUUUUCAGCUUGUUCUUUUAUGAUUUUUUGUAUUUUACCUCAUCUUUGUAAUUUUGGAUGAUAAACUUUUAUUAGGUAGUAUGUAGAUUCCUACGUGUUAAUUUGACGUGUCUUUAGUACCUACUUACAUUUUGUUUUUCCUGAAUACCAUAGUGCAGUUGUGUUUAUAAAUUUUUUUAUUUGUACUGUACAGUAAUAAUUUUAAUCAGCUUGUGAAUUGUGAUACGGUUCUCUUGAGUUGAAAUAUUCAUUUUUAAUGCUGAACAGCUGUUGAUAUUGUAGAAUAAGGAUGUCAACUACGAGUAUCAACAUCAACUGUCGAUGUUUUUGCUAUGUUGCAGUUGAAUUUUUAGGCUACAAAAAACAAAAUUACUUUCUCCUAUUUACUCAAAGAUAUACUGUGUGUUUGCACCUUCCUAUUUUUCGUGUACAUAUUUUAUGUAUGUCUGAUUUUGUGGAUUAGGUAUUUGAGCUUGGAUUUUGUUCUUUUUACUUGUACCUAAUCGGAUUCAUGUUCAAUUGUUCAUCAUAAACCUUUGUUGACUUGCAAACAUUUACGAUUGAUGUAAUUAAUACUUUACUGACGUUUAGAAUAAAGAUUUAAUUUUUAGGUACAUAUCUAUUUUGCAUGUUAUAUUGGGAAUGUGCUUUCUGAAUUAUGCGUUCAAUAAAAAAUUGUUCAU
Molecule: messenger RNA, 3865 nt
Organism: Planococcus citri (citrus mealybug)
Lineage: Eukaryota; Metazoa; Arthropoda; Insecta; Hemiptera; Pseudococcidae
Exons: 3
Coding region: 806-3151 (781 amino acids)
Source: RefSeq, a predicted model, not a curated record